AUGCCUGCCUCGCCUGAGAUCAAGCCGCUGCCGGUCGAGGACUCUAUCGAGGAGGUUCUGCAGCCCAACAAGUCGGGCGUGCGCAAGAACAUUGGCAUCUUGACGUCGGGCGGCGACGCGCAGGGCAUGAACCCAUCCAUUUUUAUCUAUGAGGGGUACCAGGGCCUUGUGGACGGCGGCGACAGGAUCCGUGAGGCGCAGUGGUCGGACGUCAGCGGGUUCUUGAAGUUGGGCGGUACAAGCAUUGGCACGGCGCGAUGCAAGGCGUUCCGCGAGCUUGAGGGCCGGCGCACGGGUGUGCUCAACCUCAUUCGCAAUGGAAUUGAUGCGCUGAUUGUCAUUGGCGGCGACGGCUCGCUGACCGGCGCGGACCGCCUGCGAGCGGAGUGGCCCGAGCACGUGUCGGCGCUCGAGUCCGAGGGAAAAAUUUCGGGCGAAGAGGCCGAGCGCUUCCGCACGCUGAUGAUUGUUGGCAUGGUCGGGUCGAUUGACAACGACCUGUCCUCGACGGACAUGACGAUUGGCGCGGGCUCAGCGCUGGCGCGGAUCUGCGAGUCGGUAGACGCCAUUCUCAGCACGGCCAUGAGCCACCAGCGUGCCUUUGUGGCACCGCCGAAGGGUGAUGACUGGGAGAUGUCGAUGUGCGCGACGCUCAAAGCCAGCCGCGAUGCUGGAAAGCGCACGUCGCUGGUCAUCGUGGCUGAGGGCGCCAUUGACCGCAACCUCAAGCCCAUCAAGUCUGAGUACAUCCGCGACAUCCUGCGACCCGCCUGGCGCGGUGGAGCGCCCGUGCACUUUGAUCGGUUCCUGGGCACGAUGCAGGGCGCCGAAGCCGUCGAGGCGAUCUUGCGCGCGACUCCCGAGACGCCGUCUCCGGUGAUUGGCAUGCUGGAGAACAAAAUCACGACGCAGCCGCUCAAGGAGGCAAUCGAGCUGACCGGGCAGGUGGCGCAGGCGAUCGAGGCCAAGGAUUUUGACCGCGCAAUGCAUCUGCGCGCGGCGGCGUUCAGCAAGCAGCUGCGCACUGCCGUGCGCCUGUGCCUCAACCGCGGUCAUACGCCUAUUGGCGUGCACAACGGCUUCCCCGGGCUUAUGCGCGGCGAGAUUGAAGAGCUCGACUGGAUGUCAGUCGACGGCUGGACCAUUGCCGGUGGAUCUAGGCUGGGCACAACCGAGACCAGCCGGGCCCGCAAAUGGAUGCAAAAGCACUUGCUGUUGCCGGCGACCCUAUCCAAUAACGUGCCCGGCACUGACUUUUCGCUGGGAUCCGACACGGCAGCCAACGUCAUUGUGCAGGCGACAGACAUGAUCAAGCAGUCGGCCUCGUCCAAUCGCCGCCGCGUCUUUGUCAUCGAGGUGCAGGGUGGCAACUGCGGGUUCUUGGCCGUCAUGGCUGGGCUGUCGGGCGGCUCAACAACAGUGUACACGCCUGAGGAGGGUAUCGACCUGUCGCGGCUGCAGCGCGAUAUUGCGCACCUGAGGAGCCGCUAUGUGGCAGAGCUGGCACGGUCCGAGGGCCGCGUCACACUCUGCAACGAGCGCGCAUCAUCAGUGUACAACACGGAAAUGAUUGGGCGCAUCUACGAGGCAGAGAGCGGCGGUUUCUUCGGUGCACGCACGGCGGUGCUGGGCCAUCUGCAGCAGGGUGGCACGCCGUCGUCGCUGGACCGCUGCCGCGCCAACACGAUGGCUGCUGACGCGGUCAACUGGCUGCAGACCAGUUCACCCAGCUCUGUGGCUGUCAUCGGCGUCAUUGGCUCUGAGAUGCGCUUCACGCCUAUCACUGAGCUCGUCGCGCACACCGACUUUGAGCGCCGCGUGCCGCGCACCUUCUGGUGGAAGGCCUCGCGCCAGCUGAUCGACAUCCUCUCUGGCGUUGGCGUCGACAUUGUCAAUGGCGGCUGCACGACGCCCUACAAGUCGUGCGCAAUCGACCUGACUGCUGACGACCUGAUGCGCAUCUACGGCCAGCACCGCCGCCUGUCGAAGCUCACAGACUCCGAGGACCAGGACCAGCUGCUCAGAGAAAGCACGCCAGCCAGCAAGUUUUGA
Messenger RNA from Kickxella alabastrina, 2052 nucleotides. Its product is annotated as phosphofructokinase domain-containing protein. The transcript is spliced from 8 exons. Gene Ontology annotation, cellular component: 6-phosphofructokinase complex. The record is from RefSeq and is a predicted model, not a curated record. Bases 1 to 2052 code for a protein of 683 amino acids. Gene Ontology annotation, biological process: canonical glycolysis; fructose 1,6-bisphosphate metabolic process; fructose 6-phosphate metabolic process. Lineage: Eukaryota; Fungi; Kickxellomycota; Kickxellomycetes; Kickxellales; Kickxellaceae. Gene Ontology annotation, molecular function: monosaccharide binding; 6-phosphofructokinase activity; identical protein binding.